UACGUCCCGGCUUUUCAGAAUCGCCAAGGCCAAGUAGAGUCUGUCAAAAAGCUGAGUGAAUUUGUAAAACUCGAAAAAGCAAAUUUGCUGAGCCGUGUCGUGUGAUAUCCUGCUAGAUAGUAUCGUUUAUUUACGAAAAAUAAUGCAUAACUGGAGAAAGAAGAGCGAUUAAUAAAUUCGUGAAAUGUGGGGUAUUUUAUAAACGCUUCUCUUCAGUUGUUUAUAGUUACGUAGUUUACCGGACGUUAAUACCAUUUUUACUGUUAAAUUUAAUCGGAAACUACUCUUUAAAAUGGCUAGUGUUUCUUACCAAAUAGCAAAUCUCUUAGAAAAGAUGCAAUCUUCCGAUAAAGACUUUCGCUUUAUGGCUACUAAUGAUUUAAUGACAGAGUUGCAGAAAGAUAGCAUUAAGUUAGAUGACGAUUCAGAGCGGAAGGUAGUGCGAAUGUUACUGCGCUUAUUAGAAGAUAAAAAUGGAGAAGUUCAAAAUUUGGCUGUGAAAUGCUUAGGUCCAUUGGUUAAUAAGGUAAAGGAGUUUCAAGUUGAAACUAUCGUCGAGGCUCUGUGUACAAAUAUGAUAUCGGAUAAAGAACAGUUGCGUGACAUCUCGAGUAUUGGGUUGAAAACUGUUAUUUCAGAGUUACCUCAAGCGCCUGGAGGUUUAUCGGGUAAUAUUUGCAAAAGGAUCACUGGUCAUUUAACUACAGCUAUUGAAAGGGAAGACGUCUCGGUGCAAUUAGAAGCUUUGGACAUUGUGGCCGAUCUAUUAGCGAGAUUUGGAAAUGUGUUAUCUUCAUUUCACAUAUCUAUAUUAAAUGCACUUCUUCCUCAACUGUAUUCUUUGCGGCAAGCGGUCCGAAAACGAACGAUAGUAGCUUGUAGUAAUCUGGUCUUAUCAUGCAAUAACACUCUGUAUACUAAAUUAGUUGAUCAUUUAUACGAUGGACUGGCGGUUAAUUUUAGUAGUCCCAAAAGCCGUACCUGUAUUCAAUGUUUGGCAGCAGUCUGUCGGCAGUCAGGUCACAGAUUUGGGGAGCACAUAGAAAGGUUUGUCCCCAUAAUACUACAGUACAGUUACGAAGAGGACGACGAAACACGAGAGUUCUGCCUCCAAGCUUUCGAAGCUUUCGUGCAACGUUGCCCGAAAGAAAUAACACCUCAUAUUCCAGCGAUAAUAAAAUUAUGCCUUAAGUACAUGACAUACGAUCCCAACUACAAUUAUGAUGAAGACGAUGAAUUUCAAGACAGUAAAGACGAUGAUAUGGCUGAUGAUGAUGACGACGAUGAGGAGAAUGAUGAGUAUAGUGACGACGAUGAUAUGAGUUGGAAGGUUAGAAGAUCUGCUGCGAAAUGUUUAGAGUCUGUUAUAACAAGUCGGCACGAAUUAUUACCAGAGUUCUACAGAUCGCUUUCGGCUGCUUUAAUUACACGUUUUAAAGAACGCGAGGAGAACGUUAAGUCUGAUAUAUUUCACGCCUACAUCGCUCUUUUGAAGCAAACCAAACGCUCCAUCACUGUCAAUAUGGCACCCGAUUCUAAUGAGCAAGAAGAAUCUCCCAUAUUCCUUCUACAGCAACAAGUUCCUCUUAUUGUGAAAGGAGUUCAUGGACAAAUGAAAGAAAAAAGCAUUAAAACCCGACAAGAUUGUUUCCAGUUGCUUAAAGAACUGUGUGGUGUAUUACCCGGUGCGUUAACGAACCACAUAGGUGACCUUAUACCCGGUAUUCAAUAUUCGCUUAGUGAGAAGUAUUCAAGCAGCAAUAUGAAAAUUGAUGCUCUAUCUUUCAUUUAUUGUCUUUUGACGUCGCAUCCACCAGAAGUGUUUCAUCCGUACAUGUCUGUUUUACUCUUGCCCGUUGUGCACUCGGUUAGCGACAGUUUUUAUAAAAUAACGGCAGAAGCACUACUUGUUCUGCAAGAAUUAGUUAAAGUCAUGCGCCCUUUAAAUUGUCAUCCGACAUUCGACUAUACCCCUUAUACUAAAAAUAUAUACAAAUGUACCUUGGCCCGACUUAAAGCAUCAGAUAUUGAUCAGGAAGUAAAAGAACGUGCCAUUUCCACGAUGGGUCAAAUUAUUUGCAAUUUAGGAGAUGGGUUAACAGACGAACUUCCUGUGUGUCUACCUAUAUUUUUGGAUCGCAUUAAAAAUGAAAUAACUCGUCUAACGACUGUCAAAGCUUUAACUAAAAUCGCGGCAUCGCCGUUGUGUGUGGAGUUGCCUAUAAUUGAUGAAGUAGUACCAGUUUUAGCAACAUUCUUACGGAAAAAUCAGCGAGCAUUAAAAUUAAGUACUUUGUUGUUGCUCGACUGCUUCAUAAGAAAUUAUACGCCUUACGUUUACGAUACCUUACUCCAUCAUGUCAUUGUUGAACUGCCACCAUUAUUAGAUGAAUCUGAUUUGCAAAUCGCACAGUGGACAUUACUUCUCCUUAAGUCCAUGGCGGAAUUUCAACCCGAAGCUUUACAGGACAUCUCUACUAAUAUCUUACCCGAAAUAAUGAAUUUAGUCAAGUCUCCUUUAUUACAAGGUGCAGCCCUAAAUUCAAUGCUUCAGUUUUUCCAAAGCCUGGUGGUGUGCGGAUUACCGGGUGCAGGCUACCAUGACCUCCUUCAAAUGCUAUUACAGCCGAUCUCCCAAAUGUCCACGAAUCAGAGCAGCACUCUUCACAAGCAGGCGUAUUAUUCAUUAGCCAAGUGCGUGGCUGCCAUUACAGUAAAGGAGAAGAACCAAGCGUUGCCCGUUGUCAAUCAAUUUAUCAACAAUAUACAAAUUGCGAGGUGUGAUUCGCAGCAUAUUUUUUCACUACUCGUUGUGGGUGAAAUUGGCAGAGAAAUGGAUCUUAGUUCUGUCGGUAACCUAAAGGAAGUUAUCCUGCAUUCGUUUUUGGCGGUAUCUGAGGAAGUGAAAUCGGCGGCAAGUUAUGCUUUGGGUAGCGUCUCGAUUGGCAAUUUGCAACAAUAUUUGCCAUUUAUUUUGCAAGAAAUAGAAAAUCAGCCCAAACGUCAAUAUCUGUUACUUCAUUCUUUGAAAGAAGUUAUCACUUGUCUAUCUGCAUCGCCAUACCAAAUCAUUCAGUUUGUGCCGGCCAUUUGGCAGCAGUUGUUUCUCCACUGCGAAUGCAUAGAGGAAGGAACACGAAAUGUUGUGGCCGAAUGUCUGGGAAAGCUUACACUUAUCGAUCCGGGGAACUUACUACCUCAGCUACAAGAAUACUUAAAUUCCCACUCUCCGUUAAUGCGGACAACUGUGGUUACAGCUGUCAAAUUUACUAUAUCGGACCAACCACAAGCUAUCGACCCAUUAUUACGACAGUGUAUCGGUCAGUUUCUCAACACUAUACAAGAUCCAGAUCUUAAUGUUCGACGAGUCGCUUUGGUUGCGUUCAACUCGGCGGCCCACAACAAACCAUCUCUUAUUAGAGAUUUACUCGAUACCAUUUUACCUCAUCUUUACAGGGAGACUAAAGUCAAGAAAGAACUGAUUCGAGAAGUGGAAAUGGGUCCAUUCAAGCAUACUGUUGAUGAUGGCCUCGAUAUUCGUAAAGCUGCAUUCGAAUGCAUGUACACCUUACUGGAUUCAUGUCUAGAUCGAAUCGAUAUUUUCGAAUUUCUCAAUCAUGUGGAGGGAGGUUUGAAAGAUCAUUAUGACAUCAAGAUGUUAACGUACUUAAUGGCUGCUCGUCUCGCACAAAUUUGUCCGGGAGCUGUUUUACAAAGAUUAGACAGACUAGUAGAUCCUCUACGUGUUACGUGCACAAUGAAGGUUAAAGCGAAUUCCGUUAAGCAAGAGUAUGAAAAACAAGACGAACUAAAGAGGUCUGCUAUGCGAGCGAUCAAUGCAUUAUUAAUGAUUCCUGAUGCUGAUAAAAACCCUCAUCUUAAUGAGUUUGUUACUCAAAUCAAAAGUACUCCAGAUUUGCUGCCUAUUUUUGAAUCAAUUCAAAAGGAUACAGCUAACAUACACAAUGAUUAUUUUUUAAUGGAUCAAAGCUAAUUUAUGUCUUGACUCUUAAUUUUUAUUCCUUUCAUUUUGUUAUGAGUAGUCAUUGUUUACAAUGUACUAAAACUGUUUUUAAAAGGAAUAUGUUUCUUGUACCUAUGUACGUUAUCCGUUCUUUUGAGAGUUGUAUAUUUAUUUCAUGAUGGUUACUGUAUCCAUUAUUUAUAUAAAUAAAAAAUCAAUGUUCAA
This is a messenger RNA of Photinus pyralis (common eastern firefly), 4189 nucleotides long. It is a transcript of the gene Cand1, whose product is annotated as cullin-associated NEDD8-dissociated protein 1. Gene Ontology annotation, biological process: protein ubiquitination; SCF complex assembly. Gene Ontology annotation, cellular component: nucleus. The record is from RefSeq and is a predicted model, not a curated record. Bases 293 to 3994 code for a protein of 1233 amino acids. The transcript is spliced from 14 exons. NCBI's taxonomy places the organism in Eukaryota, Metazoa, Arthropoda, Insecta, Coleoptera, Lampyridae.